Molecule: messenger RNA, 405 nt
Organism: Cryptosporidium muris RN66
Lineage: Eukaryota; Apicomplexa; Conoidasida; Eucoccidiorida; Cryptosporidiidae
Product: 60S ribosomal protein L32, putative
Exons: 1
Coding region: 1-405 (134 amino acids)
Biological process (GO): translation
Cellular component (GO): ribosome; cytosolic large ribosomal subunit
Molecular function (GO): structural constituent of ribosome
Source: RefSeq, a predicted model, not a curated record
AUGACAACCUUAAAUAAACCUAAAAAAAGGAUUGUUAAGAAACGUACCAAGAAAUUUAUACGUUUUCAAUCAGAUCGUUUUUUAAGGGUAAAUCCCAGCUGGAGAAAACCAAAAGGUAUUGAUUGUCGUGUUAGAAGACGUUUUAAAGGUACAUACCUUAUGCCAAGAAUUGGUUAUGGUAGUAACUCAAUGACACGCAAUUUACUUCCAAAUGGUCUCUACAAGUUUACUGUUUCAAAUGUAAAGGAGGUCCAAAUGUUACUAAUGCAUAAUAAGACAUUUUGUGUAGAAAUUGCAGCAAAUGUAAGUAGUCGUAAGAGAAAGGAGAUUUUGCAAAGAGCUGAGCAGCUAAAUCUUACAGUAUUAAAUAAAAAUGCUCGUUUAGCUCUUGAGGAAGAUGAGUAA